AUGGAUUCCGCUACCGCCCGCCAGACGGGCCACCAAUCUCGGACACAUUCACGUUCCCCGACUCGGAAAUCAACGUCGUUCUCUCCAAAUCCAAGUUUACUAGCCUCCCUUUCCUCCCCUCACCGAUCCCCGCCGCCGUCCCCGGCCUUUUCCCUCGAAGCACAUCGCGCGAUCGCACGGCUUGUCACGCGGCGCAGCGACCUUGCCGCGCUUUGUCUCGUUUCGCGGGCUUUCUGCCGCGUGUCUCAGGCGAUCCUUUACAACACCGUCCACUUCAACGACCUCAAGGGCGGGGCGCUCGUUUGCGAGACGUUGGUGGCGAAUGCAGGCUUGGCGCGGCGCGUGAAGGCCAUGACGAUCCAGAUCUGGGCCAGACCCAGGCGAGCAGAGCAGGGGACAGCUCACGCAAAUGCUGAAGAAGAAGCAAGCGAGGAGGAUUCGGAAUCGGAAGGAGCGUCUGACGAGUCGCGCGGAGAUGACAGAUCCGAGGCCGAGCUUGAAACGCCAGCCGAGUUCUGGGCACUCGUCGCGAAAACUCUUGUCAAAACAAUCAAUUUGCGGCACCUUGUCGUCGACAUAUCUUCGCCAAUCUCGACUGCCGUGGAAUACGCGUGGAGUCUCGGUGGCGCAGAGUGCCCCUUUCGUUUACACACAUUCCACUGCGACUUCGACUGGGAUGCGAAUCUUGUCGCCUUUCUGGAGACACAAACUGAGCUAUACGAUCUUUACGUUCGUGAUUACCGCGACCUCGCCCUUCUUUCUUCACCACUCUCUCCUCAAGAAGUUUCUCCACCUAUUGCUCUGCAUAAUAAUAAUUCGCCUCUCCCAGCACUGACGACCCUCGAAUGCACGUUCUCCGAAGCUGCUGUGCUUCUUUCCCCCGGACGGCCGCUGUCCCGGCUGAAAACAGCGUUCUCAACUCCGCCUCAUAUUGCCAACCGCGAGCCCGAAAUACGACUUUUGAUUUCUGCACUCAGACGUUCGAAUGCGCCCCUUAUUUCGCUCGAUGUAGGAGAUGCGCCGCUUCCAGGCGCCACUGCCGAGGCUGAGACGGCCAGCAUGCAGCUCCUCCAGCGUGUUGCGCAUGCACGCGCAAUGACCAUGGCCCGCGAAUUGCGGUAUUUUGGCACUCUUAUACUUCCCGUAGGAGGACGGAAGCGACUGCAGUUUUACGGAAUCCUGAUCAGGCUCUCGGCCCUCCGCUGUGUGGAACUGGACGUUACCUCCUGGAAACCCCCGCCAUCGUCAUCGCCUGCACUCCGGGCGCUGGCUGCGGAACUUCGCCUCUACUGCAAGGACAUCACCACGAUUGUGUUUGUCCAUGGUGAAGACCUCCAACGGACGAUCGUGGCUGUCGACGCCGUCACGGGCGUGCUCAAGGUUGACCGCAGUGCAAUGCCAGACCAUCUCUGGCGCGAAAUCUAA
Messenger RNA from Mycena indigotica, 1425 nucleotides. RefSeq lists its product as uncharacterized. The transcript is spliced from 2 exons. The coding region runs from base 1 to 1425 and encodes 474 amino acids. NCBI's taxonomy places the organism in Eukaryota, Fungi, Basidiomycota, Agaricomycetes, Agaricales, Mycenaceae. The record is from RefSeq and is a predicted model, not a curated record.